Anopheles maculipalpis is the source of this 789-nucleotide messenger RNA. Its product is annotated as zinc metalloproteinase nas-15-like. Gene Ontology annotation, molecular function: zinc ion binding; metalloendopeptidase activity. NCBI's taxonomy places the organism in Eukaryota, Metazoa, Arthropoda, Insecta, Diptera, Culicidae. The coding region runs from base 1 to 789 and encodes 262 amino acids. The transcript is spliced from 2 exons. The record is from RefSeq and is a predicted model, not a curated record. Gene Ontology annotation, biological process: proteolysis.
AUGUAUCUCCGGCAGAUUAUUCAACGAUGCGCCUUCUGGUGCGUGCUACUUCCCUGUGCAAUGUUGCACCCACUAGCGACAGUGCGGAAGGACUUGGUACCAGCGGAUCAGCCAGCAGACGCCUUCGGUGAUAACUUCGAAGGUGAUAUACUACUGUCGGACGUGCAGCUGGCGGAGAUGAAGAAGCGUACCGGGAUGUAUCUGCCGACGUUUAUCUGGCCGGAUCGCACCGUACCGUAUCAAAUCGUGGCGACGGACUUUACUUCGGACCAAACGAAUGCCAUUCUGGCGGCAAUGCGUACGAUCGAACUACACACCUGUCUGCGCUUCGUUCCUGCCACUAGCACGACGACUGACUUCAUUCAAAUAACCACCGGAACCGGUUGUUCCUCGUUCGUUGGCCGUGUACGAGGGGCACAAGCACUCCGGCUGCAGCCGAGCACCGUUGGGACGGGAUGCUUCACGCACGGUACGAUCGUUCACGAGCUGAUACACGCGCUCGGCUUCUACCACAUGCAGAGUGCAACGGAACGCGACCAGUACGUGGACAUCCUAUGGCAAAACAUUGCACCCGGACGGGAAGGUAACUUCCAACUGUACGGUACCGAUCGGGUGAUCAACUAUGGUGUCGCGUACGAUUACGACAGCGUGAUGCAUUACCACACGCAUGCGUUCAGUGCGAACGGACAGCCGACGAUCCUGCCGAAGAUGGCGAACGUUGCGAUUGGACAACGCACCGGGAUGAGUCCGGGUGAUAUACAGCGCAUCCGGAACAUGUACCAGUGCUGA